Messenger RNA from Tupaia belangeri chinensis (Chinese tree shrew), 996 nucleotides. RefSeq names its product prostate stem cell antigen (gene PSCA). NCBI's taxonomy places the organism in Eukaryota, Metazoa, Chordata, Mammalia, Scandentia, Tupaiidae. The coding region runs from base 35 to 409 and encodes 124 amino acids. The record is from RefSeq and is a predicted model, not a curated record. Gene Ontology annotation, cellular component: plasma membrane. The transcript has 3 exons.
CACCAGGCCUGGCCACCACUGCCUGUCUGUGACCAUGAAAGCUGUCCUCUUUGCCCUGCUGGUCGCCAGCCUGGUGCUACAUCCAGGCGCCACCCUGCAGUGCUACUCCUGCAAGGCCCAGGUGAGCGGCCAGGACUGCCUGCACGUGCAGAACUGCUCCCAGGACGAGACCCAGUGCCGGACUGAGCGCAUCCGUGCCGCCGGCCUCCUGACUGUCCUCAGCAAGGGCUGCAGUGCUCGCUGCGUGCCGGACUCACAGAACUACUAUGUGGGAGAGAAGAACGUCACCUGCUGCUUCACCGACCUGUGCAACGUCAACGGGGCCCGGGCCCCGCAGCCAGCCACGGCCACCCUGGGGCUGCUCAGCGUCCUUGGCGGCCUGCUGCUCAGGGGCUCCUGCCCACUGUAGGCUCAGGAAGGCCCCGCACCCAUGCUGGCUCCAGGCUGCUCCCCACACACCCAGCAUGAUUGCCCCACCACCGUGGUCACUGAAGGCAAGUUCUAACACAGGCCUGGCCAUGCAUCCCCCCACUCCAACAUGGCUGCCUCCCUGCCCUGGUCGCUGAAGUUCCCCCCAUGGUUUCCUCUAAGACUCUUGCUCAGCCCCGCUACCCAGCAUGCUGAGAACUGCCUGCAGAUGGCCCCUCCAGUCCCCUGGCUUGGGCAGCUGUUUCCACAGCCUGAUAUUCCAACCACCCCCUAACCCCCUGCUCAGGCACCUCUUCCUCCAGGAAGCCUUCCCUGGCCAUGCACCCCAAGAGCCAAGCCAGGUCUGGUGCAUGGUGACUCUGCACCCAUCAGAACAGAGGCACAGAAAUUCAGGGGCAGCACAGGCUGAGGCAAUGGAUCCAGUAGAACCAAGGGUGGGAACAGGGCACGAAGUCCCCAGGCUCUGAGAGAUGCGACCUGCAGGCCCCAUAUUCCUGGAAGUCCCCGCAGCAGCCCCAGCACAAGUAGGCCCUUAAUAAACAAAGCCUGCUAGGCGAGUCAGAGAGA